UUUUUCAAUUUGCCUGCAAUAGCGCAUCUCACCAACCAACUUCACCUCUCCGCUUGCAACCAUGGCCAUCACCCCAGUCUCCGAUGCUGAUAUCGCGGUCCAAACAAAGCUAUCGGCUGAGCAAGUUCGCCAAACUCUAACGCGAGAGUACUCGACUCUCCGCUUCAGAAUCGAGUACGGCAACUACCUGUCCAACCACCUGCUGCACGCAGUUGUGGCGCUACAUGAUCUCGGUGCAAACGAACAAAAGAUCGCAGAUUACGCCGCGCACUACACGCAAAAACUCGAAGCCGAGGGCCCUGACCACGAAGACGUCGUAGAGCACGUCGAAGCACUCGAUAUCCUCUCGGAUGAAGAAGCUCGAGCGUUGCUGGGCAAGCGCCAGCAGUACGAUGCUCUGCUUGCGUACUACGCUCACGACGUCAAGAAACUCGGAGUCGAUGGAGCUGUGCGCAAGCAUUUGCCAAACCUUUUCAGCGGCUUGGCUGGCGCUUUGCUGCACGGAAUUAUCCAGCUGGGCUAUGCGUAUCACAUAGGCGGUGACCGUUUUGUAGCUGAAGGACUCGCCUACCAGCACCACUGCUACUUGCCGUUUGAUGAGCCAAAGAUGGCGCUUCCUAAAGAGCCACUGCGCCAAUUCACCCGUCAAACAGUGUUUGAAGUCGUGGCCGCAGUCACUAGCAACGAAUUCCUACGCUCGGAGCAGGAUCGUCUCGUUGCGAUCUCGCCAGUCAAGGACCUCGACAUUGGCUGGAUCCAGCGCGGUGUCAACGUAUUCUCUGGACACCCGGAACGCAACAGUCCUGAGGCUUUUGCUCUCAUCUGGAAUCAGAUCAACGAGUUCGACUUCUCCAAAUUUGACGGCAGCUACGCUCUCGACAUUGUAAUGUGGCUAUACGUCAUGUUAAAGCACAACGACUUCAUCAUUCUCCACGCUGCCACGUCGGCCUGGUCGCUCCAGCAACUGGAGCAUCUGCUGUCGCCGUCCGACAAGGCGAAGGCGUGGCGGGUGUGGCUGCACGUGGCGCUGUCGGCGCUGGUGACCUCCCGAUCCCGCGAUUUCCGCGAGGAAGACGUCUGUAGUCCGUCCGGUGACCUCGAAGCUUGUCUCGCUGCGCUCCCAUCCUGGUCACAGUUGCGUGAGAAGGCGCUCGCCCUGCCCGGAUUCCCUGACGAGCACGUCUACAAGAUGGUGCAAGUGGCCGAAGACCACGCCCACGCCAACUACGACAACGCUAACUCCUUCCUAUCGCCGACUGAGCGCGACUUCGUUGCUCGCACCGCCGCCCUAACUGUCAUCACGACGCCGUUCAAGCCGUACUCCCAAAAGCCGCCCAAGUAAAGUUGAAGUUCAUGCUUGAUCAUAGUUUAGCUGUUUGCUUUUCAAUAGGUUUAUGUGGUCCACAACGAGUGCAACUUGAUCUGAACAAAAAAUCCUCAAUCCAGAUUAUGCUCGAUUACAGUUCUUGUGUAACCCACAGCAUGUGCAACUUUUCCACUAAAAGAUCGUGCAACAUAAAAUCCUCAAUACAAUCUUACAGUGUAACUUACACAAUA
Molecule: messenger RNA, 1557 nt
Organism: Phytophthora nicotianae INRA-310
Lineage: Eukaryota; Oomycota; Peronosporomycetes; Peronosporales; Peronosporaceae
Exons: 1
Coding region: 62-1342 (426 amino acids)
Molecular function (GO): oxidoreductase activity
Source: RefSeq, a predicted model, not a curated record